AUGACCUAUGAGCAGUUGAAGAACUUUUACGAUAUAUUUCAAAAAGAUAUUGAAGAAUUAAAAUUCCCAGAUGAAUUAGUAAAUGCAAAUAUUAAUAACCUGAAGGAUAAUAAUAUUAUAUAUUAUAAAAAAUGGGAGUGUCAUGAGAAAAAUGGGACCUUGUCAAUUGAUUAUCAUAAGAAUGAAAAAAUAUUUAUGAAAGAAAAUAUUUGUAUUCAUGAGAAGAAACGUUUUAUAUUUUUAUUGAGUUCAGUUGGAAAAGAAUUAAUCUUAGAUAAUUUAUUAACAACAUGCAGAGACAAGAAAAAAGAAAAUGAAAAUAUUUUUGGAAAUAAUUUUUUAGUUAUAAGGAAAGAAAGUAAUAAUAACUAUUUAACCAUAGUUAAUAAAAAUAAUAAUUAUAUUUAUGCUCUGAUUGUAAGGAAUCCUAAUAUAUAUAUGAAUCAUCUUAAUUGUCAAACAAAAGAACAAAAAAUAUAUUAUAAAUAUGUAGCAAAUGAAAUGUAUGAAAAAUAUAAAAAUAACCAACAAAAUAUUAGUGAGAAAAAAAAAAAAAUUAAAUAUUCAUUUGUUUAUUCUUUAUAUAAACAUUAUCAUGAAGAAGUAAAAAAAAAAAAGUACAAGAAUAAUUUGGACUAUUUUAUAAAUAUAAAUUUUAUAAAAGAAAAGUUUAAACUAUUAAAAAUAAAAACUAUCAAUAUAAGUAAUCUUAUAUGGAAUUUCCAAUUCUCUAAAGAACUUUUAAAAAAUAAAUUAACAAACUUGAACCAUGGAAAAUUUUUAUGUUACAUUAUAUGUCCUGAUAUAUUGAAUAAGGAAUAUAAAUUAUAUAUAUACAAUAUUAUAAAAAAAAAAAAAAAAAAAAAAAAAAAAAAAAUCCAACAGAUACUAUUUAAUGAUAAAGAUUUGAAUGAAGUGUCAAGAGAAGAAAAAACUUUUCAUGUUAAUUAUAAAGAGCAGAAAAAAAAUAAAACAUAUGAUAGUGAUGAAAAAAAAGGAAGUGAUUAUAAACAUAUUAAUGUAUAUAAUAAAGAAGACAAGACGUUAUAUUUACAAAAUAAAAAUGAAAUGAUUUCCAUUUCAAAUGAUAAACUGAAUAGAAAGAAUAUAACAUUUUAUAAAAAUAUAUCAUCUAUAUUAAAUUUAUUACAUGAAGAAAAUGAAUUGUAUUUACAAAUAUAUAAUAUAGAAACAUAUACACGAAUAUUUAUAUAUAACUGUGAAGAAAUGAAUAAGCUUCAUUUUUUUCAUUUCUUAAAAAGCAAAUAUAAACAUUUCUAUACACAUAUAGUAAAUUUAAAUACAUUAUUUGGCAUAUAUCUUAAUGACACUGAACGGAAUAUUUUAAAAGUUUUUAAUAAAUGUAAAUAUAUUUUAAAAAAAAAUAUUUACAAACAUGUAUUCUUAAUUAUAGAUGGAAUAGAUAUUUUAGCAAAAAAUGUUGAGAAACAAUUCAUAAAUGACAAUGAUUAUAAUAAUAAACAUAAUUAUAUUGACAAAGAAUAUAAUAAUAUAUUAAAUCAUGAGAACGAAUCAAAUAAUAUAUAUAUAUCUCCUUCUUCAUAUCCUAAUCAUCAUAAUAAUAAUCAUAGUCGUGUAUUAACGACAUUAUUAUUAUGCUUAGAUAGUAUAGAUACUAUAAAGAAAGAAAAUAAGAACAACAAAAAAAUAAAAACUAAUAUAAAUGAAAAUAAAAAAAUUAAAUAUAACCAUGAACAAAAUAAAAAGGAUAUAUCGAAUAUGUCUUUUCAAUCUGAUCAUUAUAGCAGUUCUGAUUUGUUUGAAAAAAGUUCUCUUGACACAAAUACGAUAAAACAAAAAAAAAAAACAAACAAAAUAUCAAAUGGUGUAAUAACUUAUAAUUUUAAGAAUUUACAACAAAUAUAUAAAGAAAAAUGUAUUGAAUUAAAAAAGAAAAAAACAACAUAUAAUAUAAGUGUUAUUAUGUUAAGUGAUGUACAUAUGAAUCUUUAUAAUUUGUCCUUAAUAAGAGCAGGACGAUUCUUCCAUUUUAUCAAUUAUUUGUCGGAAGUUUAA
This is a messenger RNA of Plasmodium adleri (nom. inval.), 2037 nucleotides long. RefSeq names its product conserved Plasmodium protein, unknown function. The record is from RefSeq and is a predicted model, not a curated record. NCBI's taxonomy places the organism in Eukaryota, Apicomplexa, Aconoidasida, Haemosporida, Plasmodiidae. The transcript is spliced from 2 exons. The coding region runs from base 1 to 2037 and encodes 678 amino acids.